Molecule: messenger RNA, 2312 nt
Organism: Aspergillus campestris IBT 28561
Lineage: Eukaryota; Fungi; Ascomycota; Eurotiomycetes; Eurotiales; Aspergillaceae
Gene: rok1
Product: RNA-dependent ATPase ROK1
Exons: 1
Coding region: 105-2285 (726 amino acids)
Biological process (GO): maturation of SSU-rRNA
Cellular component (GO): 90S preribosome
Molecular function (GO): RNA helicase activity; ATP binding; nucleic acid binding
Source: RefSeq, a predicted model, not a curated record
GACAUUGACUAAUUACGACUUCCUACUAGAGAUUGUUUAAUCGGAGUAGUCGACUAUUAUUUGCGCCGAAUUGUUUGGGUCCCAAAACCCCCCAGUUUUGUAAGAUGGAUGCGUUCAAGCUUCUGACGCGCUCCACCAAACUGAAAACAGGCCGUGCGACGCCAUCUACAACUGCGUCCACCCUCCCGUCCAAAGGCAAGGCCGCCAACCCGCAGCUUUUCCAGAACUCCGAAGCAGACAAGCUCCUGCACGGUACGAAGCGAAAGAGGAACAAUGAUUCCAAAGCGCGCGACGCAGACGACGCCCAUGACGCCGAGUUAGACUUUUUCGGCUCCGGGAAGCCCUCGUCGGCGAAGAAAGAAAAGAUCGACGAACCGCCGUCUGACGAGGAGGAUGCCGCCUCAGGGUCCGACAAUGAAGCCAGCGACGUUAUAGAUGAUGUUCAGUGCCGGACGAUCUUGAAUGCGCACAAGAUUAAGGUCACUGAUAUGCGCGAUUUCGAGGACAUCCAGCCCGCGGCGCCGGCUGAGGAGCCCAAGAAGAAAAAGAAGAAGAGCAAGCAGAAAGAGGAGACACCCCGCGCGCUUACCAAAAAAGAACAGAAGAAUGCCCGUCGGUUAUUCCCGCAGCCGCUCGUGUCGUUCAAGGAGCUGCGGUCCAAGUAUCGCAUUUCGCGCCGUCUGGCGGAGAAUGUCGCGGAGCAGGGGUUUUCGGUCCCGACGGAGGUGCAGCUGGGUACUUUGCCGCUUUUGUUGGGUGAUUCUGCUACUGCGCAGGUUUCUGGGACUGGGGCGCCUGUUGAGCCGGAUCUGCUGGUCGUUGCGCCUACGGGGAGCGGCAAGACGCUCGCUUUCCUGAUCCCGGCUAUCAACAAGGUCGUGCGACAUCACCAUGAACGCUCGGAAGAACGGGGCAUUCUCUCUGUCGUUGUGGCUCCGACUAAGGAGCUUGCCAGCCAGAUUGUUAACGAAGGGCGAAAGCUGGUCCAGGGAACUGGCGUGAAGAUCACGCUGAUGAAGAAGGGUAUGCAGGUGGUGGAGACUGAUGGGGAUGGCGAAGAUAUUCUCAACGAGAACAGCUCCGAAUCCGAAGAAUCCGAAGACGAUGAGAAGCCGGAGAAGAAGACCAAGGCGAAAGCUGCCGUCACGAAAAGCGACAUCCUGGUCACGACACCGCUGCAACUGGUCAAUGCGCUCUCCGCCCACCAGACCAAACCGGUAGCCGCGCUGCCGCUGGUGCGGAGUCUGAUUUUGGAUGAAGCCGAUGUUCUCCUAGACCCCCUGUUUCGCGACCAAACCCUCGAUAUCUGGCGCGCAUGCACACAUCCCGAGCUCCGCGCGAGUCUCUGGUCCGCUACGAUGGGGUCAAACAUCGAGGAUAUGGCCAAGUCGACCAUCGCGGAGCGGAAAGAGGCAUCUGGCGCUACCACAUCUUACCCAUUCAUCCGUCUCGUCGUCGGCCUGAAGGAUUCAGCCAUCCCCAACAUCCAACACAAGCUGAUCUACGCUGCCACGGAGCAGGGCAAACUGCUAGGCUUGAGACAGCUCCUUCACCCAGCAGCGGCGUCCGCAACCGACGUCCGCCUCCGUCCUCCAUUCCUCAUCUUCACCCAAACCAUCCAACGAGCAGUCGCCCUGCACUCCGAACUGCGCUACGACAUCCCCGUCGAAGCCGGUGGCUCGUCCCGUAUCGCCGUCCUCCACUCCGACCUCUCCGACGGCCAGCGAUCAGACAUCAUGAAAGGAUUCCGCAAAGGCGAAAUCUGGAUCCUGGUCACCACGGACCUACUGGCGCGCGGGGUCGACUUCCGCGGCAUCAACGGCGUCGUCAACUACGAUAUCCCGACCUCCGCAGCAGCCUACGUCCACCGCGUCGGCCGCACGGGUCGCGCCGGGCGAGAAGGCGGCGUCGCAGUGACUUAUUAUACCAAGGAGGAUAUCCCGUACGUCAAGAGCAUCGCCAACAUCAUCGACGCUAGUGAGAAGCUGCGCGGCACGGAGGGCGAGAAGUCCGUGCAGAAGUGGCUGCUCGACUCGCUGCCGGACCUCAGCAAGAAGAGCCGGAAGGAGUUGAAAAAGCAUGGCGUCAAGGCCCGGCAGACCCAGUCCACGGGCGACGACGACAAGCAGCGCGCUAAGUCUCGAAUCAGUACGAAGAGUGGCUUUGAGCGGCGCAUGGAGAACAACAAGAAGGCUGCUAUCGCGGCUAGUCGCAGCCGGAAAUCCCAAAACCAGGGCGUCGCGGAUAAGGACAGUGGCGAUGAGUGGAGUGGGUUAGACGAUUAGUCUCGUGCUGUACAGAUGGAAGGUUAG